Messenger RNA from Triplophysa dalaica, 7389 nucleotides. RefSeq names its product phenolphthiocerol/phthiocerol polyketide synthase subunit B-like. The transcript is spliced from 7 exons. Gene Ontology annotation, molecular function: fatty acid synthase activity; 3-oxoacyl-[acyl-carrier-protein] synthase activity. The coding region runs from base 486 to 6743 and encodes 2085 amino acids. The record is from RefSeq and is a predicted model, not a curated record. Gene Ontology annotation, biological process: fatty acid biosynthetic process. Lineage: Eukaryota; Metazoa; Chordata; Actinopteri; Cypriniformes; Nemacheilidae.
AAUCUGAUGUUCUAGUCUUGCAAUAUUAUUUUUAUUAUUGUUUGCCACACCCACAUACAGCGAUAGGCAAUUCCGUUUCACUUUGUUAGUUUAAAAACCCGGAAGGUACUUAGAAGAUCGAGUUUGUCAAGGUUGUGCUGUAGAUGAUGUAUCAGUGGUUCGAGCAUUGCAACAGUUAACUAAGAAGUUGCGUGUUUAAAUGCCAGUGAAUGCACCAACUGUUAAGAUUUAUAGCUUGAAUGUAAUGUAUGUCGCUUUGGAUAUAUGCAUCUGCUAAAUGCAUAACUGCAAAUCACAGGUCAUAAUCUACAGCACAUCCGUAAAUGAAAACAAUUUUUUACCUUUUUUAUGUUAAUUUUUUCACGACCUUGGAUUUGUGCAUAUUUUCUCUUUCAUCUGCUGUACUUCGUUGUGAACGUUUUGUUGUCAGGUUAAUCAUACAGUAAAAUAAACAGCUAAACAGCACAUGAGCCUCAAGAAACAAGAUGGAUGAUGAUGCUUCAGAUGUUGCUAUUGUUGGCAUUGGAUGCCAUUUCCCAGGAGGUGAGGGACUUGAAAACUUCUGGAGGGUCCUUAUUAAUGGAAAGAACUGUGCCGUACAAAUACCAAAUGACAGAUUUGACCUCAGUCAAUGGUACGAUUCAGAUGACAGUAAGCCGGGAAAAACUUACACAGCAAAAGCAGCACUUAUUGAUGGUUUAAAUGAAUUUGACUACAAGUUCUUUGGCAUCACUGAAGCUGAAUCAUCCUGCAUGGACCCUCAGCAUAAACUUUUGCUACAGUGCACAUACAGAGCCCUCGAGGAUGCUGGGAUACCAAUGGAAAAGGCCAGUGGAACAAGUACAGGAGUGUUUUUGGGUGUAAUGAACAGAGACUUUGAGUUGGGCAAUGUGAAGAUUAGUCCAAAGAUCAUAAACCACUCUUCUUCUACUGGUUCAGCGAUGAGCAUAGCUGCCAACCGCAUCUCCUACACAUUUAACUUCACUGGUCCUUCACUGUCGAUUGACUGUGCCUGCUCCUCAUCACUUGUUGCCCUUCACUUUGCUUGUCAGGCCAUAAAACAAGGUGACUGUGAAAUGGCUAUGUGUGGGGGUGUGACCUGCAUAUUGGAGCCAACAGUCUUUGUGGCUCUCUCCAAGGCAAAGAUGAUCUCCCCUGAAGGCACCAGUAAACCUUUCAGUAUGAAAGCAGAUGGCUAUGGGAGAGGUGAAGGCUGUGGGGUUGUUCUCCUAAAGCCUCUGAAAAAAGCUCUCCAAGAUCAUGAUCAUAUCUGGGGCAUCAUUAGCAAAACAGCAGUAAAUCAAGAUGGCCACACUGUUAGCCCAAUCACCAAACCAUCCAUGAUACAGCAGGAAGAGCUGCUUCGAAAAAUCUACUCAACAGACACUGAUCUGACUAGUGUCCAGUACAUUGAGGGUCAUGGGACGGGAACUCCUGUUGGAGAUCAAGUAGAGGCAGGUAGUAUUUCGAAAGUAAUUUCCAAAGCAAGACCUCAUGAAUCUGGACCACUCAUCAUUGGUUCUGUUAAAAGCAACAUUGGACACACAGAAUCUGCAUCAGGUGUAGCCGGACUUAUAAAGAUUAUUUUGAUGAUGAAGCAUGAAACCUUUGUGCCCUCAGUGUUCUUCUCAGAAGAUAAUUCCAGUAUAGACACUAAAUCUCUCAAUCUAAAAAUCCCCACUACAGCAGAGAAAUGGCUGAGUGAAAAUGCAGUGAGAACUGCUGGGGUCAAUAAUUUUGGGUUCGGUGGAACAAAUGCACAUGCAUUAGUCAGACAGUAUGUGCAGUCAAAGAAACCAAGAGAUCAGAUCAGGAAAUCACAUCAAUUCUUUGUAAUAUCUGCAGCCUCUGAAAAAUCAUUAAGAAAUAUUAUGGAAGAUACUGCAGAACAGAUUAGUGCUGGGAAUAUAACAGAUCUACAAUCUUUACUGUUCACAGCUGCUUGUAGAAGAAGUCACUUAAAACACAAAUAUAGGAAAGUAUUUCAGACAUCAUCCUUGACAGACCUUAAAGAGACAAUUGCCGAUGUGCUAAAGAAAAAGCUUGUACAUUCAAAGACAAACUCCAUGUUAGUCUUUGUGUUUUGCGGGAAUGGUGUAUCAUAUUCUGGUAUGUGCAAGCAGCUCCUAAAACAAGAACCUGUUUUUAGAGAAGUCGUCAUGAAGAUAGAAAGCCUGAUGCAGAGCUACACAAGUUUGAACCUGAUGGAGAAGUUAGAAAGCAAAUCUGAUGACUUCACUGAUCCAAAAAUUGUCCAGCCUCUCCUGUUUGCUAUUCAGGUUGCAAUAUCUUGCGUCCUGAGGCAAUGGGGCAUAAGUCCUGAUGCUGUGCUUGGGCACUCCAUUGGAGAGGUCGCUGCAGCUCAUUGUUCUGGUUUGUUGUCACUCGAGGAUGCAGUCAAAGUCAUCCAUUAUCGCAGUUCUUUGCAAAGCACAGUGACAGGAGGAAAGAUGCUGGUUGUCAGUAAUAUGGCUGUAUCUGAAAUCUUGAAACACCUUCCAUCUUACUCAGGAAGGGUUUGUUUGGCUGCUUACAAUAGCCCACAGUCAUGCACCCUUUCAGGCAAUGCAGAUGACAUUGACAGAUUGCAUAAAAAUUUAAGCAACUCAGCCAAAGAAAAAGAUCUGUUCCUUCACAUUCUGGAUGUUCCUGCUGCCUAUCACAGCCACAUGAUGGAUCCUAUUGUACCCAAAGUGAAAGAGAAUAUAGGCUCAUUACAGAGACACAAUCUGCUGACAGAAUUGUUCUCAACAGUGACCGGUGAAAGUUUGUGCUCCUCAGAUUUUAUUACUGGUGAAUACUGGGCAAGAAAUAUCAGGGAACCAGUUGCAUUUGAACAAGCAGUAAGAUCAGCAACUAAAAACAAGAGGAAUGUGAUCUUUGUUGAGAUUGGCCCAAGAAGAUCUUUGCAGAGGUACAUCACAGAGACUCUGGGUAGUGAUGUCACUGUGCUUCCCUCAGUACAGCCAGAUAAAGAUCAUGAGACAUUGCUUGCUGUUGUAUCCAAAUUGUUUGAGCUCGGAGUCAAAGUGGACUGGGAAAUGUUUUACAAAGGUUUUGAGACUGAACCAUUUCAUCACCCACGCUAUCAGUUUGAUAAUGUGAAGAAAGAUGUCUUCUUCUCUAAAGUCCAGUUGGCUAGUUCUACCAGCAACCACCCAGUAAUUACACCACUGAGUUCAGACAGUUCAGUUUUCAGCUGUGAUUUUUUAUCUGACUCAGUUGCCUUCCUGCAGGACCACAAACAUAAUGGUGUUGCUAUCCUUCCUGGAGCAUUUCAUGCUGAAUUGGGCCUAGCAGCUUUCAUGAUGUAUGCGAAACCGAAGGUCCCACUCAGUUCUCUGCAGCUCAGCGUCACAUUUCACAGUCCAUUUGUUCUCACUCAGAAUGCCCCAGAAGUAAAAGUAAUUCUUGAUUCGUCAGGCAAUUUAGGACAGAACACAUGCAGCUUUCGAGUACAAUCCACUUCUGCAAUCUAUGCAUCGGGCACAGUACAGGCAAAACCAGACAGAUUACCUGAAGAGCAGUUAAUUUCUCUUGACAACAUCAUUAAAAGAUGCUCAAUAAUUCUGAAGAGUGAAGAGCUCUACAACUAUCUUAGUCAGGCAGGAUUUGAGUACAGCUCAGUUUUCAGAAAUAAGGCAGAAAUUUGCUGUGGGGAGGAAUUUAGAGAGUGUUUGUCUGUUUUGAAGAUUCCCAAAACAUUAUUGUCCCAGCUACAUGACUAUUACCUUCACCCUGUUGUCUUGGAUUGCUUGAUGCAACUUACUAUUGGAACUAUAAUACAAAGGCUUUCACCAAGACCUCAGUUUCCUGCAAAAAUAGGUAGCUUGACUGUAUUUGAACCAUUGCAAGAGGAGAUGGUUAUAUAUUUGAGGGAAACACAUAGAGGGGAUGAUGAUUUUGACGUUUGUGGCUGCUUAACCAACAAACAAGGCAAGGUUUUGGUUGAGCUCAGCCAUGUGCAGAUCAAAAUGCUGGGAAGUCGUUCUCAUGUAGUUGAUGAAUACUUCUACCACAACAGCAUCAGCAUCACGGCUGAAGAUUCCACAUUGAAUACAUCAAUCAAGGCACUGGUCUUUUCUGAUGAAACAGGAAUUUCUAAAGGUUUGCAAAAGUACCUACACCCAGCAUCUAAAUAUAUAAGUUACUCAAAUAGCAAUACAGUGUUGGAAUGUGGACCUGAAUUACUUUGGUCGAAGCUGAACAUUUCAAAUGUGUGGAAAAACUUCCAGGAAAUUUUGUUCAUGUGGGGUGAUGCAGACCUUACAUCUCUUAAAUCAGAUGAUGUAUUGGACAACAUGGCAGGUUGUUGUGAAAUUUUCAGAAAGAUUGUUGGAUACCUCAAGGCUAAUCAUUUCCCCGGUGCUAUCAGAGUUAUAACCUAUAGGUCCUCUGAGAGUUUAGUGGAUUACAUAAGUCCUGGGUUUGUACUGUUGGGUAUGACAAGAGCAUGUGCAGCUGAGUUGUCAGAACUCUCCUUUCAGCUGAUUGACUUGGGAUCUGUUUCCUCUGAAGAUAUCAAAGCAUUGGCUCAGGUCCUUAGAUCAUACCCCUGCAGCAAAUAUCCAGAGCUGAUAGUGAAAGAAGGCACAAUUCUCAAACCUGAAAUCAUCCACACACCAUUGCCAAACAUGAAGAACACACCAAAAAGUGUCCACAUGUUGGAUGAUGAAGCCUUCACCUUGCAAACAUCUGAUCCAUAUGAAAUAAUAAAUAUAUCAGCUACACAAGGGGCCAAUUCGGUUGAACCGAUUCAGCGACUAAACAUUGAGGUUCAACUCAGUAAAAUGUGUGUGCAUUCAUCAGACUACUUUCCUGUCAGCACCUCUGAAUUCACUUACGGUCAGACAAUUUAUUGGAACAAGCACACAACUCAAAACCACAAACUUUUAGCCCUUGAUUUCAGUGGGAUUGUCACAGCUGUGGGUAAGGAUGUUAAGAAAAUAAAAGUUGGGGACCAUAUUGUGUGUUGUUAUCCUGUGGCUGCCACCUCCAAAGUCAUUCUCCCAGCAUCUGUUUGCUACAAAACAAAAAGACUUUCAUUCAUGACGGACAACCCUUGUGUCUCCUUUUUGGUCCUGGCCUGGGAGAUUCUGCAUAAAAAUUUACCAAAGGCCAAGCAUCAUAGGAAAUUAGGCAUUUUCUCGAGUGUUCUUGACUCAUCUUUGAUGAAGGUUUUAACUACCUCUGCAAACAAAUCAGGUUGGAUCAUCAGAGUGAGCACACAGGAGGAUCAGAUUGCUUGUGAUUUUAGCGAGGUUGAAGGAGCUGUUCUUCUUCCUCCAUAUAAUGAAAGGAUAAUUGAAACAGUUACCAAACAUAAAGUCAUCAAAGAUGUUGUUCUUGUCUGUGACAUUCCAGUAGAUCCUAAAACAUUCAGAUGUACCAAUACUGAAGUUCACAUCCAUUUCCUCUUCAUGUCUCAAAUAAUGCAGAAAUGGUCUCUGCAUACAAAUAUGCCAAAAGUCUACCGCUGGCUGAAAUCCAUGCAUUUGGACAGAAAGUCUUUGGCUUUCAACACAACAACCUUUCAAAGAGGGAAUUCUCAAGACAUUGAUCCCCUCUCUGUAAAAGAAUCUGAUUCAUACUUCACAAGUCAAGUUCUACCCAUCAUGAUCCUGAAUAAUGAUUACAAGAACCAGCUGUCAGACAUUCCAAUGAUGCCUAAACUCAGUGUUUUCAAGAAAAAAUCAGUCUAUAUCGUCACAGGUGGUCUGACAGGGCUGGGAUAUGAGACAGUGAAGUUCAUUGCUCAGAAAGGAGGAGAAAAUAUUGUAAUUCUUUCAAGGAGCAGUCCAAAUACUCAGAUUCAACAAGAUAUACAGAAUGUCAUGGAUCAUUAUGGUUCUGUCAUUAAGUGUCUACAGUGUGAUGUUUCCAUAUCAGAACAAGUUCAACAAGCAAUUCUUCAUAUUGGAAAACUUUUUCCAUCCAGUUCAAUCAAAGGAGUCUUUCACAGUGCAGUUGUCCUGCAUGAUGGGCUAAUUGAAAGUCUUGACAAAUCGCUUUAUGAGAAAGUCAUGAGACCAAAAGUUAAUGGAGCACUUAACCUUCACCGUGCUACUAAACAAUGUCAUCUGGAUUACUUUGUGUGCUAUUCCUCGAUCUCCGCCUUCAUUGGCAACGCAUCACAGACAAACUAUGCAGCUGCUAAUACAUUCAUGGACACUUUCUGCCAGUACCGCAGAAAUAUUGGACUUUCAGGACAGUCAAUCAACUGGGGGGCUUUGAAUCUUGGUCUCCUGUUGAACAAAGUGCAUGUCCAAAGAUUUCUUGAGGCAAAGGGAAUCAUGCUACUGGAAAGACCAGAAAUUCUUGAAUGUCUGGAGCAAUCCCUCUUGAUUAAUAAACCUCAACAGGUUGUAUGCAAGUUCAAUUUCAAAAACAACUUGCAUAAUGUCCUCAGUCAAAACAAGUCUUUGAGUGCCCGACUUUACAGACUAAUAGAGGAAGCCGUGAGGAAAGACAGAAUUAUCUUAUCCAGACCUGAGCAGCCCAUCACAUCACCACAUGAAUAUAUGAGGUCACUGAUUAGUGAAACAACUGGUGUUGAAAUGAAUGAACUGAAUGAUGAGACUCAUCUUUUCGAUUUAGGCAUUGAUUCAAUGUUAGCCAUGACUGUGCAAAAUAAUAUCUUCAAAGAGAGAGGUGUGAAUGUCCCUCUAGUGACUCUACUGGAUCCAAAUAGUACACUGUCAAGUCUCAUAAAAAUCCUGGAGGAGAAUUCUGUAGAAGACUAAAUGAGCAAAGAUCAAAGCAUAUCCACAAAUCUAUAGUGACAAUUGUAUUGUUCAAGAGCAAUAAGACUGCAUGGAAAUCCAUGACAUUUUCAUGUAAAUGUUCUUUGUAUAAUUAAUAGAUUUGGUUCAUUUUUAUUGCUAAAAUAAUUAUUUUAACUGUAGUUAAUGUUUAGCUUGACCCUUGUUUCUCAGGUUAUGUACCUCGUUUCUCAGGUUUUGUACCAGGAAACCAGGUUUUGUACAAAUAGUUCUAGGUGAAAUCCUACCUAUAAUCUUGCAUCUUUUGUGUACCUAUCAAACCAUUGCUUUUAUGUUUUUAUAAUUGUUUUUAUACCAAUGUUUUUAUUCUUAUUUUUUACGUUUUGUGCUGAGAUUCUGAUAGAUAUACACUAAGGGGGGUUUCCCUGACAAGGAUUAGCUUCAGCCUGGACUAUGCUUUAGUUAAAAUAUGAAAUUUAAGUCAAUUUUAAAUAAUUACCUUUACAAAUCUUAAGAGAACACAAUCACACUGAUAGAUUUAUAUGUAUCAAUGUAAGUUGUUUUACUUCAUUUGAUAAACCACUAACAAACAAUGCCCGAAGAGUACCAUGAUAUUUUUAAAAUGGUGUAUAAUAAACUGAUACAAGAUUGUUUAUUGUAAAAACUA